AAUAUUAUACACACAUAUAAACAAUGUCACAAUAUGAAAAGUGACCUGAAAAAUAUUGACAUCAUUACGGAUACUGAUAGUUACUGGUAUCCAUAUCGAUAUCAGGAUCGAUCCGGCCACCCCGACUCCCUUGUAGUCGUUGCUGGGUCUCUCUCCAUCGAAAGCGCGCAUCUUGCUGCUCCACACUCUCACCGCGAUGAUCCACUGCUGCAUCCUCUCAGACAACCUUCACUUCACUUCUACCCUCAUCGAACCCUUAAGUCGACCGCCGCGCCGUUCCCAUGCUCCGCACUCAUCCUGAGAUGCGACACCCCUGCUCGAUAUCCCGGAGAAUAGCCACAUCUCGCGUCGCCCCUCGCGGGUAGAGAGCAUGCCCGACGCGGGGACGCCUGGCGCAGCCGCCGCCGCCGCUGCCGGUGGUGGUGGUGCGGCCGGCGACGGAGCUGAGAGCGGCCGCCACCGACAUCGAACACAGCAGGGAGAUGCGGAGAGGCCGGAGUCGUCCGCUUCCCCGCCGCAAAGCGCAUCCGGUGUGCUGGAUAAGUUGUUUGGAAAGAGGCUGCUGCAGGCUGGCAGACACGUCAUGUCACAUAAGUCUUGGAUGAAAACGGUGCCCACGGAGAACUGUGAUGUCCUCAUGACAUUUGCAGAUACUACAGAUGACCACACGUUGCUAUGGCUACUCAACCACAUCCGGCUGGGGAUUCCAGAGCUCAUCAUUCAAAUUCGUCAUCAUAAGCACACGCAUGUCUACGCAUUCUUCGUCACCGCCACCUAUGAGAACUUGUUACGAGGUGCUGAAGAAAUGGGCCUUAUGAAGGCGUUGAAACCCGAGUUCGGAGGAGGAACCCGGAGUUUUUCCUGCGAGGAAGACUACAUCUACGAGAACAUCGAGAGCGAGCUAUGCUUCUUCACAUCGCAGGAGCGGCAGAGCAUCAUUAAAUACUGGCUGGAUAAUCUACGAGCCAAACAUGGGGAGGUGCUUCAUAACAUCAACUUCAUGGAAGGUCAACCAAUCAUUCCGGAGCUGAGUGCACGAGGUGUGAUUCAGCAGGUGUUUCCCCUCCAUGAGCAGCGGGUCCUGAGUCAGCUGAUGAAGUCUUGGGUCCAAGCAGUUUGUGAAAAACAGCCCUUAGAUGAUAUCUGUGACUAUUUUGGGGUAAAGAUAGCCAUGUAUUUUGCCUGGCUGGGGUUUUACACCACCUCCAUGUUGUAUCCUGCUGUGAUCGGCUUCGUGCUGUGGAUGCUCACUGAGGCGGAUCAGACCAGCCGUGACAUCUGCUGCGUGGUCUUUGCGCUCUUCAACGUGGUGUGGGCCACUUUGUUUCUUGAACGGUGGAAGAGAAGGGGGGCGGAGCUGGCUUACAAAUGGGGAACCCUGGACCCGCCUGCCGAAUCCCUGGAGGAACCUCGUCCUCAGUUCCGGGGGGUCAAGCGCUGUAGUCCCGUCACCGGAUGUGAGGAGUUCUACUAUCCACCGUGGCGGAGACGCGUGUUCAGGUGGCUGGUCAGCUUGCCCAUCUGUCUUCUCUGUCUCUGUUUUGUCUUCCUGGUCAUGCUCAUCUGCUUUGAGCUGCAGGAGUUUGUAAUGGGGAUCAAGGAAAUGCCUCGACUGGCUCGCUUCAUCCCUAAAAUCAUGCUAGCUAUCACUGUGACUGCAUGCGACGAGGUGUACAGGAAAAUUGCCUGCUGGCUCAAUGACAUGGAAAACUAUCGACUCCAGAGUGCCUAUGAGAAAAAUCUCAUUAUCAAAAUGGUUCUUUUUCAGUUUGUGAAUUCAUAUCUCAGCCUUUUUUACAUUGGAUUCUACCUCAAAGACAUGGAGCGUCUCAAAGAGAUGCUGGCCACUCUGCUCAUCAUACGUCAGUUCCUUCAAAAUGUGAAGGAGGUGCUGCAGCCUUACGUGUAUGAGCGCCACAAGCUGGGCGAGCUCACUUUGCGAGCUAUGUGGGACCUGCUGCUCUCAGUGCUGCUAAAAUACGCCCGCCUGGCAGCUGGAAAGGUCCUGACCUCUCCCACUGACCCUGGCAUGCCGGGACCUGGUCUGAGGGGCACCAGGCCUGGCUUGUGGCAGGCAGACAGGAGGGAAAGGAAGUGUCUGAAUGGAGGAUGUGGGGUCCUUGAUGAAGAGGAGCGUGGCGAGAGGGACGAGGCUGACAGUGGGAGGUUCAGUGAAGGAGAGACCGAGGAGGAAGGUCUGAUCGACUGCGGUUUGAAACUGAGGAAAGUCAGCUUCAUAGAGAAGAUGGACAGGAGGCCAGCAUGCAGGGGCCAGCCCAUGAACAACAGUUACACAGAGGAGGGCAGUCCGACCAUGGUGGAAAAAGGACUGGACCCCACCUCUGUGUUUGAAAUAUGUGACGACGACACCGAUAACGGCAUCCAUGAUGUGAAGGAGGCAGGUGGGGGAACGGCAUGUGCGGCCGAAGGGAUCGGUUACGCCGUCGGUGCCGCUCCACCUGCAUCGGGGAGCGGGUCGUUGCGACACCGCAGACGAGGAAGGAGCGCCGAGCGGGCUGAACCCAGAGCCAAGAGGGAAUCGUGGAUCGACCCUCCGGCGGUGAAGGAGAGCGCCGCGCUCGCUCAGGCGGAGAUGGAAAGCUGCAUGCAGACAUAUGAGGGAACCUUCCAGGACUACCAGGAAAUGUUUGUCCAGUUUGGCUACGUGGUGCUUUUCUCCUCGGCCUUUCCUCUGGCUGCCAUGUGCGCACUCAUCAACAACAUCAUUGAGAUACGCAGCGACGCCUUCAAGCUCUGCACGGGUCUGCAGAGGCCCUUCGGUCUCAGAGUGGAGAGUAUUGGCCAGUGGCAGACUGCAAUGGAAGCCAUGGGUCUGAUUGCCAUCAUUGUGAACUGUUACCUGAUUGGCCAGUGCGGUCAGCUACAGCGCCUCUUCCCCUGGCUAAGCCCUGAGAUGGCCAUCAUCUCCAUUGUGAUCCUUGAGCACUUUGCCGUCCUCUUGAAGUACGUCAUCCAUGUGGCCAUUCCCGACAUACCCACGUGGGUCAGAGAGGAGAUGGCCAAACUGGACUAUCAGCGCAGGGAAGCCUUUAAGAAGCACGAGCGGCAGGCCCAGCAGCACUACCAGCAGCUGCAGAGGAAGAAGAGGGAGGAGGAGGAGCGGCAGAGGCAAGCGGAGCACAUGGCCCGCAGGGAGAGGGACAGGGAUGACGGUAAGGGCGACUCCUCCGGGGAUCACCAUCACGACAAAAGUCACGGCAGCAAAUCGCGUCCUGCCGGUGCGGGCAGCGGCGGCGGCGGCGGCUCCGACAAGCCCAAGAGGCCCAGCUCUCUGUUGGCCAACAACAACGUGAUGAAGCUGAAGCAGAUCAUACCGCUGCAGAGCAAGUUCUCAUCAGGUGGCGGCGCCCGCUCCCCUCAGUCCCCAACUGGCGGCGAAGCAAAGCUGCCCGGCUUCCUCAGCUUUAAAUUCCUCAAAUCACCCGACAAUAAGAAGGAGUGUGCGGCGGCCAUCACCGCCAACAAUGCUGCAACGACGGCAUCAUCUUCAUCAUCAGGUAGCAGCUCCCAGGAGCGUUCUCAGUCACCCAGCAAGGCCUUCAACCCUGGCAAACUGUUUAAUUUCGGCAAAUGUGAAGCGGGGACGCCGCCGCUCAGAUGCGGGGAGGCACCAUCUUCACAGACCUCAGCUUCCAGGUCCGACUUGAACGGCAUUCCCGACGAGAUCCCCUCACCCGGAGGGGAGGGCUCUGAGAGCCGACACGCAACCGAACUGGACCCGAAAGUUUAGUAGCUUAGAAGUAAGACCGACAAACAAAAUAGGCUUUACAAGAACAACACAAUCAUGUCUGCAAUACACAAAGAAAUGCAUGAGCUGCGUUUCCAAUAUUUUCAAGCCUUCAAAGCAAAAAGCUGUGAUUUUUCAUUUCUUCUACUGUGGGCAAAUUGAGAACAUCAGAAGGGGCUCCCAAAAGUCUGAUGAAAAAUGUGAUUGUACUUAAAAAAAGAAAAAAAGAAAGGACCACUGAGAGUGUUUUAAUCAUCCCAAGUCAAUAUUAGAAGUGUCUUGUUUUUAACUGUGACAUUUAGGGCCCCUCUUUGAAUAGCAAUAUUAAAUAAUAAGUCCUUUCACCUCCUUGAAGAAUCGCCGGCUUUAUUUUCAAAGCAAAGGCGACAUCAAACCUUUCUUAUCUUUCCAUCUGUGGCAUUAUGAGAUUGAUGUGAAAAGAAUGUUCUAGAUUAGUAAAUCCUGCUGUCAGACGGGCAGGGGCGCCGAAAAGGGGGGUAAAGGAGACGGAUUCUAGGGGCCCAUGAUGGAGGGGGGCCCAGAGAGGCCCCUAAUGAUGAUGAAAUUAUAAUACAGAAAAAAUAAUGACACUGUGUUGGGGGCCCUGUAAAGAUUCUUUUCAUGGGGCCCAAAAUCCCUAGCGGCGCCCCUGCACACGGGUAACAAAAACAAGAAGAAACUGACUGCAUGCUCAAUGCAGCCUCCUUCAGGCCCUCCAGGAUGUUGCGACGUCAACCCACGCAGAUUAUAUUAUUGUCUUUGAUUGAUUGAUUGAUUGAUUGAUUGAGACUUUUAUUAGUAGAAUGGUAACACCCCAAUAAGUUUUUCAACUUGUUUAAGUCGGGGUCCACGUUAAUCAAUUCAUGGUAAUUCAUGUCCUAUUCAUUUGUGGGCGGCACUCAAACACGCACAUCAACUGGUUAAUCCAGGGAUGUCCAAAGCGCGGCCAGGGGGCCAUUUGCAGCCCGCAGCUCCAGCUUUGUUGGCCCCCACUGUUUGUCAAAAAAAAAAAAACCCAAUAAAAAUCUAUAAAAAAGAGCAAAAAGAUGUAAUGUAAUGAGAAAAAAGCUGAGACAAAAUUUAAAAAGUGCUGCUCAAGUGGCCUAGUGGUUAGAGUGUCCGCCCUGAGAUCAGUAGGUUGUGAGUUCAAACCCCGGCCGAGUCAUACCAAAGACUAUAAAAAUGGGACCCAUUACCUCCCUGUGUGGCACUCAGCAUCAAGGGUUGGAAUUGGGGGUUAAAUCACCAAAAAUGAUUCCGCUGCUGCUCACUGCUCCCCUCACCUGCCAGGGGGUGAACAAGGGGAUGGGUCAAAUGCAGAGAAUAAUUUCACCACACCUAGUGUGUGUGUGUGUGUGUGUGUGUGUGUGUGUGUGACUAUCGCUGGUACUUUUACUUUUACUUUAAUUAUGUGGGGGGCGUUUGGAUAUUUUUAUUUAUUUUGUAAAAAAACAACAACAUGCUACCACCUGUAAAUGAUGGCACAACUUAGAAUAGAAUAUAAUAAAAUAGAAUAGAAUGGACUUUAUUGUCAUUAUAUUUGCAUAUAACGAGAUUAAGGACUCCAAUUUAAGGUGCGGUAGUGGGAACACAUAUGGGAUAAAAAUAAAUUACACACGGUAUAACUCGGUUGGUAAAGCGGCCGUGCCAGCAACAUGAGGGUUCCAGGUUCGAUCCCCGCUUGCGCCAUCCUAGUCACUGCCGUUGUGUCCUUGGGCAAGACACUUUACCCACCUGCUCCCAGUGCCACCCACACUGGUUUAAAUGUAACUUAGAUAUUAAGUUUCAAUAUGUAAAGCGCUUUGAGUCACUUGAGAAAAAGCGCUAUAUAAAUAUAAUUCACUUCACUUCACAAGAAGUAAUAAAGAUAAAACUAAGAAUUGAAAUAAAUAGACUACUAUCCAAUAAAAAUAAUAAGCAAUCCUGUACAAUAUACAAAAUACUGUACAAUAUACAGAACAAGACGGAGUGAUAACAAUCAGUGUCGAACGUAUUGCACUCGAAAGGUAAUAUUGCACAGUAGGGUAUUAGGGUAGGAUAUUGUAUAGGGGUAAAUUAUUUACUAUAAACUUAGUGUCAGCUUUAUGUUAUAAGUGACAAAAUGUGUUAAUAAUAAUUUUGGUAUCAACAUUUCAGCUUUUUGUCAUUACUUUACGUCUUUUUGCUCUUUUUUCUUUUCUUUUUUUCCCGACAGGCCAACAAAGCUUGAGCUGCAGUCUGCAAAUGGCCCCCUGGCCACUCUUUGGGCAUCCCUUUAAUAACUAAUGAUAGUACACUUUGUCACCUAUAACACAAAGAUGACACUAAGUUUGGUCUGUGAAUAUAUUUAGUGUCUGUUUUUAGUAUUUUUUUUAAACAAAUAUUUUAACUAAAUAAAAGACAUCAAAAUGAAUCUCACAUACUUUGACUUCUCAGUAUGCAGCCCUUGGUGUAAAAAGUUUGGAGUCAAAACCCAUGUUUGUUUCUUGUGUAGACCAGUGGUUCUCAAACUCCCAAGUACCACCAAAAUGACCAACAUUAAAAUACAGUAGCAUAGUAGGACUAAGUAUUCAUUAAAAACAAGGCAGAGGUUUUAUUUAACAAGUAUAUUUUUGGGGCCGCUGAAACAUUACGCACAGUUUGAACAGUAACACUGUGUUUGAAUAUUUAAUCAAGUGAUUAUUUAGUGUGCCACUAGUGGUACAAGUACCACAGUUUGAGAAUCACUGGCGAAGACAAAGCAGGAACAACAACAAGUAACACUUGAUCAACUAUUUAUUGCUCAAACACCACAAUUGUGGUCUUACCGCAGUACCUGUGUACAGCGCUAAGCCUUCUGGGUAAUUUAGUAUAUCAACAUUUACUUCCUAGUUUACAUGUAUUUGUUUAACCUUUAUUUAUCCAGAGUAGAGCGAUUAAACACAGAUUUUCAUUUGCAAUGCAGACCUAGCAAAGAGGCAGCAUUUACAUGUUGGAGAUGUUGAAAUGUGAUAAUAAUCUCUCAUUACCCAACAAAAAAAAUAGCACUAUAGAUCCCUCAACUGUUUACAAAUGCUUUUAAAGUGUGGGGCUGGAACACAAAUGUUUCAGAUGAAGACUUUACAAGCGUAAAAUAAAGUUAAAGUUAAAGUACCAAUGAUUGUCACACACACACUAGGUGCGGCGAAAUUAUUCUCUGCAUUUGAUCCAUCACCCUUGAUCACCCCCUGGGAGGUGAGGGGAGCAGUGAGCAGCAGCGGUGGCCGCGCCCGGGAUUCAUUUUUGGUGAUUUAACCCCCAAUUCCAACCCUUGAUAACAUGGAGAAUGUCUAACAUGUGGACACCACCUAGGGAGGUUUUCACUGAUGUUUAUUCAUGUCAUUUUAAAUGAAUAAUCACUAUCAUUAGUUAUAAUUGAAACGACAACAAGCGCAGAGUAUGUGCUUUUUACUGCCAUCUACUGUCUACUUUUAGGUCUGCGGUAUAAAACGAGUAAAACAUCAAUGCGGCAUUUGUUUUCCAAAUUUUUGUUGCAGGCCUUUUUGGGUUGAAAGUAAAUGACCACUUAAAGCACUGAUAACACAUCCAGAAGAUCCAAAGUUGAUUCAAUGUUAUCAAAGAAAACAAACAACUUUAUAUA
This is a messenger RNA of Nerophis lumbriciformis (worm pipefish), 7346 nucleotides long. RefSeq names its product anoctamin 8b (gene ano8b). The record is from RefSeq and is a predicted model, not a curated record. Gene Ontology annotation, molecular function: chloride channel activity. NCBI's taxonomy places the organism in Eukaryota, Metazoa, Chordata, Actinopteri, Syngnathiformes, Syngnathidae. Gene Ontology annotation, biological process: chloride transmembrane transport. Gene Ontology annotation, cellular component: plasma membrane.